Messenger RNA from Xenopus laevis (African clawed frog), 5385 nucleotides. RefSeq names its product ADAM metallopeptidase with thrombospondin type 1 motif 15 L homeolog (gene adamts15.L). The record is from RefSeq and is a predicted model, not a curated record. The transcript is spliced from 8 exons. Gene Ontology annotation, molecular function: metallopeptidase activity; zinc ion binding; metalloendopeptidase activity. Gene Ontology annotation, biological process: extracellular matrix organization; proteolysis. The coding region runs from base 478 to 3294 and encodes 938 amino acids. Gene Ontology annotation, cellular component: extracellular matrix. NCBI's taxonomy places the organism in Eukaryota, Metazoa, Chordata, Amphibia, Anura, Pipidae.
GUGUGUGUCUGAUAAUGAGCUACAAGUGGCAGAGGCAAGACCAAUAAGCCUUUCCAGCACCUCCCAGGAAAAAAAAAAUCUAUUUGCACAGGACAGAAAUGUAUAUAAAGCCCUAGAAGAAGCUGAUGUUGCCUGUGAAUCGACAGGUAGUGAAGCUGCACACAAUGCCUCCAGCACUGAGACUCUGAGCACUGCCUGAAUGAACAUCUGGAUUACUGGCUGAAAAACCAGCUUUAGUGUUUUUUUGGAAUUUGUGGAAGUGAAUAUUCAGCUAAACCUUUCCAGUUACCCAGCUUAUUGUUCCUGCAUUAUUUAUACUAUUUAAAAAAACAUGACUUGGAGAAUUUUAUUUUUUUAAUUACUAUUUUACCAAUAUUUGCAGCCUUUUGUUUUGAGAAAAUCUCUUUUUAUUUACUCCAUGUCAAGUAUAUUCUGCUGGUUUUGGAUAAAUUGACUUGUAGCUGAGUCACUUAAACCAUGUGCACACAUCUGGCUGCCACCUCUCUGCUUGCUUUGGAUCUGCUGCUUCUCAUCCCUAAUUUGUGUUCCUCCUUACAGGAGGUUGUGGUUAUCCCCAAAAAGCUGGAUCCUGACUUAAAUGGGAGAUAUUAUUUAAAAAAAGAAAAUGAUAAUGCCAAGGAUUUAGGGGUCAUUUUCCAAAUCACAGCUUUUCAUGAGGAUUUCUACCUUAAUUUGAUUCCUGAUGCACAGUUUAUUGCUCCAGCCUUUUCUAUGCACUUUCCUGGUUCUAACCCCAAACCAUCACCAAGUUUAAGUCAUUGUUUCUACUCAGGGGAUGUCAAUUCAGACCGUGAUUCUUUUGCUGCAUUAAGCCUUUGUGGAGGACUGAGGGGUGCUUUUGGCUACCAAGGGGAGGAAUAUAUAAUCAACCCUUUAAAAAAUUUCACUAGAGACCAAUUGCAAAGUAGCCACCAGGGGCCGCACCUGCUACAGCGCAGAAAAGGACAUUUGAAGUCAGUAGAUGCCACUUCCAGGUGUGGAGUUGGUUCUGGUUUAAAUCAAGGUAUUAUGGAAGCUCUAACCAAAUACAAGGGCUCUCACAAUAAAAAGCAUUUGAAUGGCACCAAGUUAAAAGGCAGUCACCGGUCCCGCCGGUUUGCAUCCAUAACUAGGUAUGUGGAGACGUUGAUUGUAGCUGAUGAGACAAUGCUCAAGUUUCAUGGUGAUGACCUUCAGCACUACCUGCUCACCUUGAUGGCCACAGCAGCUCGAUUAUACAGACAUCCCAGUAUUCAGAAUCCAAUCAACAUUGUCGUUGUGAAAUUUAUGGUGCUGACUGAUGAUGGGAAGGGUCCAAAAGUUACAACCAAUGCCGCCAUGACACUGAGAAGUUUUUGUGGGUGGCAGAAGAAAUGGAACAAAGUAAGCGACAAGCACCCGGAGUACUGGGACACGGCGAUCCUCUUCACCAAAAUGGAUCUGUGUGGUGCGUCUACCUGUGACACAUUGGGAAUGGCAGAUGUUGGGACCAUGUGCGAUCCAAAACGUAGCUGUUCUGUAAUUGAGGAUGAUGGCCUUCCUUCUGCUUUCACUACAGCACAUGAGCUCGGUCAUGUUUUUAACAUGCCUCAUGAUAAUGUAAAAGUCUGUGAAGAGACAUUUGGAAAACUAAAGGAAAAUUUUAUGAUGUCGCCAACGCUUAUACAAAUUGACAGAUCCAACCCCUGGUCUGCAUGCAGUGCAGCCAUCAUCACAGACUUUUUGGACAGUGGGCAUGGAGAAUGUCUUCUGGAUGAACCAGCAAAACCCAUUUCCUUGCCAGAAGAAUUGCCAGGUGUGAGAUACAGCCUUAGUCGACAGUGUGAGCUGGCAUUUGGCCUGGGUUCUAAACCAUGCCCUUACAUGCAGUACUGUACUAAGCUGUGGUGCACUGGAAGGGCACGGGGGCAGCUGGUAUGUCAAACCCGUCACUUUCCUUGGGCUGAUGGAACAAGCUGUGGGGAUGGAAAGUUCUGUCUGAAUGGUGCUUGUGUGGAAAGGCACAAUGUGAAUCGAUAUAAGGUGGAUGGAGCAUGGGGGAAAUGGAGCCCGUAUGGUCAAUGUUCCCGGACUUGUGAGGGGGGAGUACAACUAGCCAAAAGAGAAUGCAACAACCCCGAACCCUCUAAUGGAGGCUCCUUCUGUGAGGGACUAAGAGUGAAAUACAGGUCUUGUUCACUUAAUCCUUGCCCUGAAACUGGUAAAAGUUUCAGAGAAGAACAAUGUGAAGCUUUCAAUGGAUUCAAUCAUAGCACAAACCGUUUAACUCAUACAGUAGGAUGGGUUCCAAAAUACUCAGGUGUCUCCCCAAGGGAUAAGUGUAAGCUUAUAUGCAGGGCCAAUGGCACUGGAUACUUCUAUGUGCUGUCUCCAAAGGUAGUUGAUGGGACACCGUGUUCUCCUGAUACCACAUCUGUCUGUGUACAGGGAAAAUGUAUUAAAGCUGGCUGUGACGGACAACUUGGCUCAAAGAAAAAAUAUGACAAAUGUAGAGUUUGUGGAGGUGAUAAUAAAAGCUGCAAAAAGAUAUCUGGUCUCUUUACCAAACCUAUACAUGGCUAUAACUUUGUGGUGACAAUUCCAGCUGGAGCCAGUAAUUUGGAUGUACGGCAGCGUGGUUACAAGGGCCUGAUAAAUGACGACAACUACCUAGCAGUAAAGAAUGCACACAGCCGUUAUCUGUUGAAUGGGAAUUAUAUAAUUUCUGCAGGAGAACGGGACAUCACAGUUCGAGGGAGUGUUCUAAAGUACAGUGGUACAGGGACUGCUGUGGAAACAAUCCAGGCGAUCAAUGUAAUUCAAGAACCCCUGACAAUAGAGGUACUAUGUGUUGGAAAAAUGACCCCUCCACGUUUGAGGUAUUCAUUUUAUAUACCCAGAGAAAAGAAAGAUGGAAAAGUUGGACAGGUAAUAAGUAAUAGCCUAGCAGGUCUACCCCCUCCUUUGCCUAGGCUCAAGCCUCAAUCCAACUGGAUAGCAGGUAACUGGGGAGACUGCUCAGUGACUUGUGGUAUUGGACACCAGAUUCGGACUAUUGAGUGUCGCGAUCCAUGGGAACAGCUGGCAUCAGACUGUCAGGCAGCUCAUCGGCCCUCCGAAAGAAGGACCUGUGGUGAUCCUUGCCCAGUGUGGGAUGCUGGAGAAUGGUCAUCUUGCUCAAAGAACUGUGGCCGUGGUUUUAAAAGAAGACAGCUGAGAUGUAGUGCAGAUGGGGGUGUAACACUGCCAAGAGAGCACUGCCAUUUGAAAAGAAAGCCACAGGAGCUGGACUUCUGCUAUAUUCGCCCUUGCUGACUCAUGUUAGGAGAAUGAAAAUACAUUUUUCGGACAGUUGGAAUCUGGAACCAGUUUCUGCUGCUCUGAAUAUAUAAAGAUGUGUCAAAUAUAAGGGUUCAAAAACUAAGGAGCCAGUGUACUUAUGGAAACAAAAUAUACUUUGCAUCGACUAAGAUACUGGUGUUAACACAAGAGACUCUUGACAAAAGCCCUGGAUUAUGCUUUGCACUUUUCAUUUGUUUGUCUGUUACAUGUUUUUUUCUGAUCUUAUGUACUUGACAAUCUCGAAUUGUAUAUAUUAUUUACUGGUAAAUAUUUUGUGGACCUUUCCCACAGAGUUAGCAAUGUAGCCAGAAGGUGCUUGACAUUAGCUUUUACAUUAGUGAAGAAUUUAAAUUGUAGAAGAAACUGUUUUCUUUGCCUUUGUUUAUAAUCUGGCCACAAUCCAAUCCUUUUGUAAUAUACUGUAUUUAAUAAGUAGCAAAAGGUCAAUGAUUUUUUACCAGUGUUCCUCAUGAAUUUAUAUUCAGGGAUUUUCUGGCUAUAUUUUUAAACUGAUAUGGAUCACUUUUAAGGUCCCAUAAUUGUAUGGCUAUUAGCACAUGGCCAUAUGCAAUAUUGGCUAUCAAUAGUACACUAUACAGGUAGGUAAAUUUGGCAUAUGUGAAAGAUAAAAUUAAUUUUCUUUGAUAGAGGUUAAACAAACCUCCUAGUUAAUCUACCUCUAUGUAUCUCCUAGAAAGGAUGAUGGAGAGGAGGGAGGGGCUUUAAUAAUUCAUAUUUCGCAUAAGGUCAGGCCUUAAUGUUUAAACGGAUUGUCACCUUUAAAAUAACUCUUAGUAUGGGGAAGAUUCAUGUAAUUUGAGCAACUUUGCAGCUGGUCUUCAUUUUGUAUGAUUUUGAACUAUGUUCAAUAUCAACUUAGUUGAAUAUUCAACUUAGAAUUUUAGAUGUACUGUAAUGUGAUUGUUGUAGCUCAGUGACUCAAAAGGAACAAAACUAGAUUGCCUUAGACUAGCCAUUUAACGGUUCAACCUCUUGUUUUGUGAAGUCAAUAAAGAGUCCAUGGUGAUCCAUGGUGCAUCAAGGUAUAUUCAUUUGGAGAGGAUCAUAUCAAUUGCAUGAUAUGAUCCUCACCCCAAUGGGAUUUUCCACCCUAAAACAGACACAGUUGUGAAGGCCUUCAUUUUGGCUGAAUCUAUGAUCCAAUAAGGUGCUGAUUUACCAGCCAGUAUUGGUGUAACUGUAUCAGUUACUUUAAUGAAAGUAUCCUGGUACUAAUGAUAAAAAAUUGUCAUAUUCAUACAUAUUUGCAUAGAGGCAAUUAAAUAGUAAUUGUCACGGUCGGACUGGGGGGCCAGAGGCCCGGGGCCCACCAGGGCUACUGACCCAGGGCCCCCCUCCGGGCCACUGCCGCACCGGCGUGUGUGUCGCAUCUCUGCGCCAGCGGGUGCGCUACUUGUCUGCGCAUGAGCGCAGCACCAUGUUUAUACGCAUGCGACCGGCGCCUUGGUUGUGUGCACAAAUUUUUUUUUGCCGCGACCUCCAAUAAAGGGGGUCGCGCCAUUAACAGGCAGAUAUGGGUACGGACCUGGGCCAGCCCAGUCCGACACUGGUAAUUGUGCUUUACAAUAAUUUUGCACAUCUCUAAUGAUAAACAAUACAUUGUACUGUAAGGAUUAAAGAAAAUUCAACUGAGUUAAAUAGUAAAUCUUUCUUGAUUCAUUGUUUUGGGGCUGGGGCAAAAUGCAUGAGCCUUUUUUACUGCCACACAAAUGAUUUUUUUUUUGUAAGUGUGGUUUUAUUUCGCUUUGUUUUCCAACAUUCAAGAGAUUUCUCUUCUUAUUGCAUGACUAGAUUUCAGAGCUCAGUUGCCAUAUUUAAAAAACAUAAUUAUUGUGUAAUACAUUUUGGCCAGUAAACACUGUUCGACUCCUUAAAUUAUAUCAACCAAAGUGUUUCAUGUUACCAGCGAUCUGGAAAACGACCAAAGUCAGAAAGCAAUUGUUGCUAUAAAUGAGAGAUUGUGUGUUCAUUUAUAUGUAUAUACAGUAUAAUUGUGUAUAUUUCUUUUUUUCACUCUUUUUUAAAAUGCAAAAGAAAAGCCAA